Messenger RNA from Aspergillus affinis, 1206 nucleotides. RefSeq names its product Zn(II)2Cys6 transcription factor domain-containing protein. The transcript is spliced from 2 exons. NCBI's taxonomy places the organism in Eukaryota, Fungi, Ascomycota, Eurotiomycetes, Eurotiales, Aspergillaceae. The record is from RefSeq and is a predicted model, not a curated record. Gene Ontology annotation, biological process: regulation of transcription by RNA polymerase II. The coding region runs from base 1 to 1206 and encodes 401 amino acids. Gene Ontology annotation, molecular function: zinc ion binding; DNA-binding transcription activator activity, RNA polymerase II-specific.
AUGGCACGCCGAACCCACAAAAAGUCGCGAAACGGCUGCAUCGAAUGCAAGCGACGCCACGUGAAGUGCGAUGAAAAACGCCCAACUUGUUCAAACUGUAUCACGUCCGAGCGAAGCUGCGAGUACGCAGGUCUGGAGAUCAUAUCGUCUCGACUCUCCCGAGCCUCUCGCUCAAGGAGCCGAACAUCAGCAUCCCCAUCAACGGUGCCAUCCAUCCAAACACAGCCAGAGGCGUCCAAUGAAUUCAACAUAGAAAGUUCUCCAGUGAACAUGCUCCAUAUCGAACUCCUCCAUCAUUUUCUCACCUCGACUUUGAAGUUAAUGGGUACCGACGGAUUCCAACUCACUCCCGUCGACAUCCUGAAAUACGGCAUAUCAGCACCCUACCUCAUGAACCAAUUCCUAGCUCUAUCCGCCCUACAUCUGAGCCUUUCCCACCCUACCCAGCAGAACCAGAACCAGAAACACUACCUCCAUCUAGCAUCCCAACUCCAAACCCACGCCCUCUCCAUCUACAACGCCACGCGACCAGAAAUCAACCGCGAAACAUGCGUCACCUCACUCCUAUUCUCAUCAAUGAUAGGAAUCCACACCCUCUGCGACAGCCUAAACUACCGAGGCCCAACUCUAACCUCAUUCCUCGAUAAAUUCAUCGACUGCCUCCGUCUCCAUAAAGGCGUGCGCACGGUAGCUCAGAGCUCAUGGACUACAUUGCGAGGAUCGGAUCUGGAGCCGCUACUAGCGGCUGGAGAGCAGCUGCCCCAGCUAGGCACAAGCCUGGACCCCGAGUUCACGAGCCUCUUGGGGCGGAUCCGUGCGGCGAAAUUGGGAAAUGAACUAACUAACACGUACCAGCGAGCAAUCGAGGCGUUGCAGUCGGUUCGUAUUGCUACAACAUCAACACUAGCAACAGCAGGGCCGAGUGAACAUUCAAGAAACUACCUCAUCACGUGGCCGACUCUCAUUCCGCCCGAGUACAUCGAUACAUUGGCACGAGGACAGCCAGAGGCUGUUGUUAUCUUAGCGCAUUAUGCUGCUUUUCUGCAUCAUCAACGUAGCUCGUGGGUCUUCGGUGAUUCGGGAAGAUUUAUCAUUCAGAGUAUUACUGCAUAUCUGGGUCCGUCUUGGGCGGAGUGGCUGGUUUGGCCUAACCAGGUACUUAACGAUACUCCCUCGACUUCAGAAAGCAGAGCGAUGGAACAUUGA